Salvelinus namaycush (lake trout) is the source of this 2790-nucleotide messenger RNA. Its product is annotated as integrin alpha-V-like. Gene Ontology annotation, molecular function: integrin binding. The record is from RefSeq and is a predicted model, not a curated record. Gene Ontology annotation, biological process: cell-cell adhesion; integrin-mediated signaling pathway; cell adhesion mediated by integrin. Bases 75 to 1484 code for a protein of 469 amino acids. The transcript has 13 exons. Lineage: Eukaryota; Metazoa; Chordata; Actinopteri; Salmoniformes; Salmonidae. Gene Ontology annotation, cellular component: external side of plasma membrane; integrin complex.
UCCAGUUACUAAACCACAGCCCUCUGUAGGAUGACUCUGAGUUCCGGGACAAGAUCACUCCCAUCUCUGUGUUCAUGGAGUUCAGUCUGGACUACCAGCAGGCUGCAGAUGAGACCGGUCUACUGCCUAUCCUGGACCAGACUACGCCCACCAACAUCUCCAAACAGGCCCAUAUCCUACUGGACUGUGGCGAUGACAACAUCUGCAAGCCAGACCUCAAGCUGUCUGUGGUGAGUGACCAGAAGGAGAUCUACAUAGGAGAUGACAACCCCUUGACCCUGGAGGUGACAGCGGAGAACCGAGGAGAGGGGGCGUACGAGGCAGAGCUACAUGUCUUCCUUCCUCCCCAGGCCGACUUCACCGGGGUCGUACGCAACAGUGAGACACUGUCUAGAUUGUCCUGUGCCUACAAGAUAGAGAACCAGACCAGGGUGGUGGUGUGUGACCUGGGGAACCCUAUGAAAGGAGGAACUAAGGUGCUGGCCGGUCUGCGUUUCAGCGUUCACCAGCUGUCAGAGCAGGACACGUCUGUGAAGUUUGACCUGCAGAUACAGAGUUCCAACCAGUUCAACAACACCAGCAGUCUGGUCCUCAGCAUCACAAAGCUGGCUGUCCUAGCCAAGGUGGAUGUCAGAGGGGUGUCCGCCCCAGACCAGGUCUUCCUGCCUGUUGCCAACUGGCAGCCUAAAGAGAACCCUGUCGUAGGAGAUGACAUCGGCCCACAGAUACUGCACGUCUAUGAGUUGCGUAACAGAGGUCCCAGUACCUUCAGCAAGGCCAUGUUGGACAUAGAGUGGCCCUACAGGUUCAACAACGGCUCUCUGCUCUACAUCACUAAACUAGAGGUGGACGGGGACGGAGGCAUGAACUGCAGUACAGACAUGGAGAUCAACCCACUUAAUGUCUCAAACCCUCUAUCUGGAGAGAAGAACACCACCUCUCCAAGUGGAGGAGGAGACAGGACAGAGGGAAGCAACAGGAACCACGUUCACCGCAGAGAGCUGGAGAGGAAGGAGAUGGAGGGAGACCUGGAAACUCUGGACUGUUCCAAGGUCCAGUGUCUGAAGAUCCGGUGUCAGGUGGGCCGUGUGGAGAGAGGUCAGAGUGCUAUCCUCUACAUCCACUCCAGACUGGGCGUGGCCACCUUCCUCAAGACUGAGAGCCAGAACCGUUCGUUCACCGUGAGAUCCUCCGCUUCCUUCAGCGUCAUAGAGAUGCCUUAUAACAAGAACCUGUUGCCUGAGCUGCCCUCCAACACUACUACGGUGAGUAUGUCGGUGAUCUGGGUUAAAUCUGAUCCUGAACCUGUCCCUUGGUGGAUAGUGGCUCUGGCCCUGAUCGCUGGACUACUGCUGCUGGCCCUGCUCAUCUUCGUCAUGUACAAGCUGGGCUUCUUCGAGCGUGUACGCCCCCCACAGGAAGACAGCACGGAGAAGGAGCAGCUGGCACCACAGGAGAACGGCGACAGGAACACUGAUGCUUGAAAGAACCUGAGGGCUACCAAGGCUUUCAACACACGACCCUGUGUAGCCGUCUGUAAAUACACAACAGAUAACCUGUGUCUGAAUAGGUUCCCUAUGUAGUGCACUACUUUGGAACAGAGCCCUAUGGGAAAGCACCAGUACACACAGCCAUCUACUCUUUAUAAUCAUACUCACACUGUACCUGCACCUGCAUCCCGAAGCCCUGCAUCCUGAAGCCCUGCACCUGCAUCCUGAAGCCCUGUACCUGCAUCCUGAAGCCCUGUACCCUGAAGCCCUGCAUCCUGAAGCCCUGUACCUGCAUCCUGAAGCCCUGUACCUGCAUCCUGAAGCCCUGUACCCUGAAGCCCUGUACCUGCAUCCUGAAGCCCUGUACCCUGCAUCCUGAAGCCCUGUAUCCUGAAGCCCUGUACCCUGCAUCCUGAAGCCCUGCAUCCUGAAGCCCUGUACCCUGAAGCCCUGCAUCCUGAAGCCCUGCACCUGCAUCCUGAAGCCCUGUACCUGCAUCCUGAAGCCCUGUAUCCUGAAGCCCUGCACCUGCAUCCUGAAGCCCUGUACCUGCAUCCUGAAGCCCUGUAUCCUGAAGCCCUGUAUCCUGAAGCCCUGUACCUGCAUCCUGAAGCCCUGUACCCUGCAUCCUGAAGCCCUGUACCCUGAAGCCCUGCAUCCUGAAGCCCUGUAUCCUGAAGCCCUGUACCCUGCAUCCUGAAGCCCUGUACCUGCAUCCUGAAGCCCUGUACCCUGCAUCCUGAAGCCCUGUAUCCUGAAGCCCUGUACCCUGCAUCCUGAAGCCCUGCAUCCUGAAGCCCUGUACCCUGAAGCCCUGUACCCUGCAUCCUGAAGCCCUGUACCCUGAAGCCCUGCAUCCUGAAGCCCUGUAUCCUGAAGCCCUGUACCCUGCAUCCUGAAGCCCUGUACCUGCAUCCUGAAGCCCUGUACCCUGCAUCCUGAAGCCCUGUAUCCUGAAGCCCUGCAUCCUGAAGCCCUGUAUCCUGAAGCCCUGUACCCUGAAGCCCUGUACCCUGCAUCCUGAAACCCUGUACCUGCAUCCUGAAGCCCUGUAUCCUGAAGCCCUGUACGUACAUCCUGAAGCCCUGUACCUGCAUCCUGAAGCCCUGUAUCCUGAAGCCCUGUACGUACAUCCUGAAGCCCUGUACCUGCACCCUGAAGCCCUGUACGUACAUCCUGAAGCCCUGCAUCCUGAAGCCCUGUAUCCUGAAGCCCUGUACCCUGAAGCCCUGUACCCUGAAGCCCUGUACCUGCAUCCUGAAGCCCUGUAUCCUGAAGCCCUGUAUCCUGAAGCCCUGUA